This is a messenger RNA of Histoplasma mississippiense, 1140 nucleotides long. RefSeq lists its product as hypothetical. The transcript is spliced from 4 exons. Gene Ontology annotation, molecular function: mannosyltransferase activity. Lineage: Eukaryota; Fungi; Ascomycota; Eurotiomycetes; Onygenales; Ajellomycetaceae. The coding region runs from base 1 to 1140 and encodes 379 amino acids. The record is from RefSeq and is a predicted model, not a curated record. Gene Ontology annotation, biological process: mannosyl-inositol phosphorylceramide biosynthetic process.
AUGCGGAAAGGCUACCUCAUAUUCAUCGUCGUCAACUUCUUGAUAGUCGCUUUCCUUGUGCGCAGUGUCUUUACCCUCCUGACACUUCUCAUCGAAGAUGCCUCGGCUGAUGCGAUUCGCCGUUCGGACCUCCCUUCGCCGAAUUCGAGUCUAAUUGAGACCCGUCCGCAGCUUAUUCCUAAGAUCAUACAUCAAACAUACAAGAAUGAAUCAAUUCCUGCUAUGUGGCUUGGUGCUCAGCAGAGCUGUAUCAAGCUCCACGCGGAUUACGAAUACAAGCUUUGGACGGACAUGAAAUCAAGGGAUUUCAUCGCGAAAGAAUACCCUUGGUUCCUAGAGACUUUUGAUAACUACCCGCACAACAUUCAGCGAGCGGACGCGAUUCGAUACUUCGUCUUGGCACAUUAUGGUGGAACCUACAUUGAUCUAGACGAUGGUUGCAACCGUCGCCUUGAUCCUCUCCUCUCCUACGGUGCUUGGGUCCGCCGCACAGCGCCCACAGGCAUCUCCAACGAUGCCAUGGGAGCUGUCCCCCAACACCCUUUCUUCCUCCGUGUCAUUGACUCCUUACAAGCGUAUAAUAAGAACUGGGCGCUACCGUACAUCACCGUCAUGUAUUCGACUGGGCCGCUCUUCCUCUCCGUCAUCUGGAAGGAAUACAUGCUCUCCGAACCCACCAUGGCCGAUCGAGUGCGCAUACUCAUGCCGGACGAGUAUAACCGGCAUUCAUGGAGCUUCUUCACACAUCAUCAGGGCAGCAGUUGGCAUGGCAAAGAUGCCAGGCUCAUCUUUUGGAUGGGCGGCCACUGGAUGCUUUUGACGGCCCUCGGCUUCUGCCUCGCUGGCAUACUCGGCUUCUGCCUCUGGUGGGCCUAUGGCCGCCUCCUCUUCUACACCUCCCGCUGCUACCGCUACUCACCCCUUUCCAGGCGGCCACCGCCACCGCCACCGCACCCACCGAUCCCACAACGCUCCUCAUCCUUCUCACCCUCUCGACGACCUGGCGGCCGGUUAUUCCCAGGUUGGCUGCGCCGACAAAGUCCUGCGAAGCGUCGCGGUGACGAGGAGAUUGGUGGGUAUGCGGAUGUCGCAUAUGAACUCCUCGGUGGACGCAAAAGUGGCAGUAUCCGAAAGGAAUGA